AUGAAGAUCACCAUUUUCUUUCUCCUUUUCUCCACGCUUUUCUGCGUCAAAUAUGCGGAUGCAGCCACUUUUAAAGUCCGCAACAAUUGCCCUUUCACCGUUUGGGCGGCCGCUGUACCGGGCGGCGGACGAAGGCUCAACCGUAAUGAGGUAUGGACAUUCUGGGUUAACCCCGGCACUGCGGCCGCUCGCAUUUGGGCUCGAACCAACUGCAACUUUGACCAGUCUGGCAACGGACGAUGUCAAACUGGGGACUGUGGUGGUCGCCUCCAAUGCCAAGGCUACGGCGCUCCGCCCAACACCCUAGCUGAAUACGCAUUGAACCAAUGGAACAACUUGGACUUCUUUGAUAUCUCGCUUGUCGAUGGGUUUAACGUUCCAAUGGAGUUCAGUCCCACUUCUGGUCGGUGCAGGGGCAUCAGCUGUCGGUUUGACAUCAACGCACAGUGCCCGAACGAGCUGAGGGCUCCGGGAGGCUGUAACAACCCGUGCACUGUCUUCAAGAGCGACCGGUAUUGCUGCAACUCCGGCAACUGUGGAGCCACCUGGUACUCGCGAUUUUUCAAAGACAGGUGCCCCAGCGCUUACAGUUACCCCAACGACAAUCCAACCAGCACCUUCACUUGCCCCGGCGGAACCAACUAUAGGGUUGUUUUCUGCCCUUAAUAUCUAGGGGUGCCCUUAAACCAAACAUGCAAAAAUAAAUAAUGGUGCGCUCAUCCGCCCUUCAUAUAUGAUGUUUAAUUUCCUAUGUUUAAUCCUUAUUACGUGGUAUGGGUUGUGUUUUUAAAGAUAAUAUAUACAUGUGCGAGUCUGUUUCAACUA
Molecule: messenger RNA, 825 nt
Organism: Cucurbita pepo subsp. pepo (vegetable marrow)
Lineage: Eukaryota; Viridiplantae; Streptophyta; Magnoliopsida; Cucurbitales; Cucurbitaceae
Product: protein P21
Source: RefSeq, a predicted model, not a curated record